Messenger RNA from Purpureocillium lilacinum, 1485 nucleotides. RefSeq lists its product as uncharacterized. The record is from RefSeq and is a predicted model, not a curated record. Lineage: Eukaryota; Fungi; Ascomycota; Sordariomycetes; Hypocreales; Ophiocordycipitaceae.
AUGCAGGGCUCGUCUUCCCUGCCAGAUGGGCAAUGGGUCCGCUCUCAGGGGCACGACGAUCAGCCCGCUGAUAACAGCAGUCUGCCACCGAGUCCGCCUCGGUCGAGGAUCCCGAGGAAAUUAGAGCUACAUGUCCAAGCGCCAGCUGCCUCGUCCUCAAAACCAAACUCUCCAACGACGCCGACGUCGCGACGCCAGAGCUCCAUCGCCAUCUCCAAGGAGCCGGGAUCUCCGCUGCGACAGUCCCUCUCGACGACACAGCUCGACGACCCCGAGGAGCCAACAACGGACCCCCAGCGAGGCACGCAAAAGAUGCCGCUGACGGGGGACGGCAAGACCCCGGCCUCGCCGGACGUAAACCAGCACGGACACGAUGGUGCCUUCUCGUCACGACUCAACCGACUUGUUGGAGCGCGAUCUUGGCCCGAUACUGCGCACGCAUAUGCCAGACCAACCAGCUCGCCAGCUCCCAACACCGGACCUGCAUCGGUUGCACGGUCCGCCUCGCCCGCGAUAGCCCCGCGAUUCGCCCUCUUCUCGUCUUUGCCGUCGCUAAAAGGCCCUGCCCCAUCCAAGGUCGCCGUGCCGCAAGACGACGAGUUCAUCAACCUCGACAUUCAGGCAUCACUGUUCCCAGCCGGAGCACCUGCCGAGGGUGAUGUCUUCUCGCCCGCAGCCUUUAAGAACCUACACCUCAACGCAGUCGGGGUGCUGCGAAAAUUCCAGGCCGCCUAUCAAGACCGGACAAUGGCUCUGCUCGAGCUCAGGGCGGAGCGGGAGGCACAGAACGACGAGAAAAUUGGGCUAGAAACUCGAUCACACCACCUCAAAAUGCAGCUAGAAGGUAUGGCACAAAGAGCUACUGAGAUCGAGUCCACCAUGCGCGCCCUCAGGGAGGAGCUCGACACCGAGAGGCGGCUCAGGAUGGAAGAACGCCAUGCCAAGUACGCCACGCCUUCUAGCCUCUCCGUCUCCGAGGAUCUGGGCGUCGAAGAGGACCAGAUGGACGAGAGGAGAAGAAGCGUCGCGACAUCCAAGACGGACUUGGGCUCUGAGACCGAUACAGAGAGCAUCGCAGGAGCUAGCCUCUUCUCUCGAUCUCGCAGCCCCACCGUUAGGUCGAGCAUCACGGACGCCACAUCAACGGACAGUAUGCCACCACCACCUCUGCCUCCAAAACCGAAACGGAAUUCCCUCGAACCUCCGCCGCCGGCAAGCAAGGCACAGCCGCAGCCACAACUGUCUGCGUUUCAACGGCUUUUCAGAGGUAGCCCCCAAGUGGAAGCACCUAAAAUUGAGGAGACGCAGGCCGUGUACAGCUGCCGCAACUGCGAAGGUCAGGACGCCAGCGCUGCCUGGAACACGGUGAGCCUCCUGAGAGAUGAGAACAAGGGCCUCAAGAGGAGGGUGGGGGAGCUCGAGUCGGCAGUAGAGGAGGUUCUUGAUGCCGUCAACGGUGUUAGCAUGUCCCCCUUGGCUGUAUAG